GUUCAUUUUAUUAUCCCGGAUAAAUUAAAUGGACUGAUUGUUGUUAACAUUUAAACUCUAUUAAAUUCUCUUUAAUAUCAGUCAAUAAUUCAGAAAAUGUUCGAAUUACAAGCUUUUACAGUUAAAUCAAUCUAUACAUUACCAACGAAAUGAUAAAACCAAGACUUAAAGUUAAUUAUUAUAGUAAACAAUUGAAUUAGUGUAUUGUACCACUAUCAAGCAGACUCUUCAUCCAACUUAUGUGUUAUUUUUUUGUACAAUAAAUUAGUAAAAAAGAAAUUUUAACAAACAAAUGAAAAAAUGAAUCAGCUUGCACACUGUCCUGGAAUUUAUUGUGGACGAGAAUUACUUCCAGACGGUAAUUGGACUGAUUGUGGAGCUUGUCCUCGGGGAUUUCGCACAAAUGUUUCAUCAGCUUGUGUACCAUGUGAAGAUGCUCCAACAUUUUACGACUGGUUAUAUUUAGGAUUUAUGGCAUUACUUGCCUUAGUUUUACAUUGGUUCUCAAUAGACAUGGUAGCAUUAAAAAGAAAUAUACCUAAAGAAGUAAUAGCAAUACAUUUAUCAGCACUAAUUGAGACUGUCAGUGCCUCAUUAAUUACGCUACAAUUAACAGAUCCUAUUGGAUCAUUUACAAUCAAGUCCUGUAGAACUAGAAGACUUUCUGACUGGUAUACUUUAUUUCAUAAUCCUUCUCCUAAUUAUGAGACUUCUCUCCACUGUACACAAGAAGCUGUGUAUCCAUUGUAUACAAUGGUUUUUGUAUUCUAUUCUUUGGGGGUUAUGAUAAUGUUACUUAUAAGACCAUGGGUUGUGAGAAAAUUUUUGCCUAAACAAGGGAAAUAUUCCAUCUACAAUGCCUUAUAUUUUUUCCCAAUUUUUGCAUUUUUACAUGCUAUUGGAGGAGGACUAAUCUAUUAUUCCUUUCCAUACAUAACAAUAAUUCUCUCCGUUUUAUCAAAUGCUGCCCACUUUGCAUUCAAAUUAAACCAGACUAUGAAAUCCUUGCUUCUCAGCUCUGUAUCCGAUAUAAAAAAUAUUACAAUAAUUCUUGGUCACUGGCUGUUACAUGGAUAUGGAAUUAUGGCAAUAGCAACUCUCAGAGGAAUAAGUAUUCAUCCAGCAAUGUUUUUACUGGUACCUUUACCUGCUCUAUUUUAUAUACUUACCGCAAGGUUUACUGAUCCUCAUAAACUUCAUAUAGAGUAAAUUAAAUUUAAAAAAAAUAGGUUAAUAAAUAUAUUUUGUUUCAUAAAAAAAUUUUAUAGAGCGUAAUUUAUGCUGUGAUUAAUGAUGAUUUUAUUUUAUAAUUUCAUCAAAUUUUUUUUGAGUAUAUUCAUGUAUCUUAUCAUUUAACACAAAAAAAAAUUUCAUGCUUAAAUAUAAAUAUUUUUUAUCGAGCACUUUAAGACUCUGGUACGAAUGUAAGAACUACUGUACUUUUUGGAGCCAUGGGAAUAUUAUCCGAUGAUAAUUUAGUCCUAAAACAUAAAUAAAUUAUGACAAUUAAUUUAUAACGUCUAUUUCAUAAUAAAUAAAAAGAAAUAUAAAUUUUUUACUGAA
Molecule: messenger RNA, 1563 nt
Organism: Chelonus insularis
Lineage: Eukaryota; Metazoa; Arthropoda; Insecta; Hymenoptera; Braconidae
Product: JNK1/MAPK8-associated membrane protein
Exons: 4
Coding region: 301-1209 (302 amino acids)
Biological process (GO): response to unfolded protein
Cellular component (GO): membrane
Molecular function (GO): ubiquitin protein ligase binding
Source: RefSeq, a predicted model, not a curated record